Messenger RNA from Fonsecaea erecta, 1863 nucleotides. RefSeq lists its product as hypothetical. The record is from RefSeq and is a predicted model, not a curated record. Gene Ontology annotation, biological process: GPI anchor biosynthetic process. NCBI's taxonomy places the organism in Eukaryota, Fungi, Ascomycota, Eurotiomycetes, Chaetothyriales, Herpotrichiellaceae. The transcript is spliced from 4 exons. Gene Ontology annotation, cellular component: endoplasmic reticulum. The coding region runs from base 1 to 1863 and encodes 620 amino acids.
AUGACAAUCCUCUCAUACCUCCGCGAACUGUACUCCCUGGACACUCUAGAUACACGAUUUACGAAUUCCUCCUCGACGCCCUUGAAGUCCGUGAACGAGGCGCCCACCAAACAACCACCAAGAGAUGGAAAGACACAACCCACUGAUGCAUCGCAGCCACGAUGGAGGACUCUCGAGUUCAAGAUAUAUCUGGUCAUCUUCCUGUUUUGUGUCCCACAGAUGUACUGGGCUGUAGUCAGUGUCUCGCAGCCUGAUUCCCCCAAUUACUCCAAAUACGAACAUCUCCUCUCUCCCGGCUGGCUUUUUGGUCGGAAAGUGGACAAUUCCGACGGCCAAUAUGCUAGCUUUCGAGACAACAUCCCAUCUCUAGCAGCUCUCGUUGUUUUGCAUCCUCUCCUGCGCAAGGCAUAUGAACGUCUCAGCCUUCCCAACCCACCAGCUUCCAAUGGCAGUGCCAAUUCGCACUCUCCUGUCAGCCAGUCGACCGCUGAAUCCCGGCUUCGACACCGGCUGACUUUCGACUUCGGCUCUGCAUUGAUCUACAUUCUUGCAUUGAACGGUUCCUCGAUCUUUAAAAUCCUAAUCAUCCUUUUCAUUAACUUCAAGAUUGCCACAGCUCUUCCGCGCCCAUGGAUUCCGAUAGCGACGUGGGUGUUCAACAUCGCAAUUCUCUUCGCUAAUGAACUUGGUCAAGGCUACCGAUACUCGGCCAUGGCCAAGGCCCUCGUGCCUUUCUUUCCCGGUGCCGUCCAUUGGGGCGAAAUCUUGGAUUCUUAUGGAGGGCUCAAUCCGCGUUGGGAGGUCCUUUUCAAUAUCACUGUGUUGCGGAUGAUUUCUUUCAAUUUUGACUACUAUUGGUCGUUAGAUCGUUCAAGAGCAGGGAGCCCUGUCGAGAAGAAGCAACUCGAUCCCUCGACGCUCUCCGAAAGAGAUCGAGUCACCAUGCAGGCUCCGGCGUCAGCCUAUACCUCAUUUCGUACAUACUUCGCCUAUGUGCUAUAUCCGCCUCUUUAUCUGGCUGGCCCGAUUUUGACUUUCAAUGACUACAUCGCCCAAUCCACCUAUCGAGCACCGUCCAUCACGACGAAAAGAACCACUCUCUACGGCAUUAGACUUUUGAUCACAAUGUUUUGCAUGGAGUUUCUGAUACACACGGCUUACAUGGUUGCCAUUUCAAACGCCUCACCGAACUGGUCUGCAUAUACGCCGUUUCAACUCAGCAUGCUUGCUUACUUUUAUCUGCACCACAUCUGGCUGAAAUUAAUGAUCCCUUGGCGGUUUUUCAGAUUCUGGGCUUUGGUGGACGGUAUUGAUCCACCUGAAAACAUGCUUCGCUGCAUGAGCGACAACUAUUCUGCUUUGGCUUUCUGGCGCGCGUGGCACCGGAGCUUCAACAGAUGGACGGUUCGCUACGUCUACGUGCCACUUGGAGGCGGACCUGGAGGGGGAGCAGGCAAAGUGCGCGGCAUACUCAAUAUGCUGGCGGUCUUCACUUUUGUGGCCUUGUGGCACGAUAUUCAACUACGACUCCUGGUGUGGGGUUGGUUAGUUGUGCUUUUCGUGUUGCCGGAAGUUCUCGCGACGAUGGCGUUCCCGGCAUCAAAAUGGAAGACUCGUCCGAAUGCAUACCGCGUCAUUUGCGGGAUUGGGGGGGUCAUCAAUGUUCUGAUGAUGAUGACGGCGCAUCUGGUUGGUUUUGCUUUGGGCUUGGAUGGGUUGACGGGACUUGUAAAUGGCAUUGUUGGCAGCUGGCAAGGCGCGCUCUUCAUGCUCGGCGCUUGUUGUGCCUUGUUUGUCGGCGUUCAGGUGAUGUUUGAGCAUCGCGAAGAGGAGAAACGAAAAGGAAUCAGGCUGAAAUGUUGA